This is a messenger RNA of Loxodonta africana (African savanna elephant), 4899 nucleotides long. RefSeq names its product CMRF35-like molecule 6. Gene Ontology annotation, cellular component: plasma membrane. Lineage: Eukaryota; Metazoa; Chordata; Mammalia; Proboscidea; Elephantidae. The transcript is spliced from 4 exons. The coding region runs from base 2063 to 2734 and encodes 223 amino acids. Gene Ontology annotation, molecular function: transmembrane signaling receptor activity. The record is from RefSeq and is a predicted model, not a curated record.
AGAGGCAGAGCAUGAGAUGCCAUGGAGUGAAAUCAGCUGAGAUGGGGAGAGGGGGCAGGGACAGGGGUUUGCUCUCAGGUGCCUCUGAUGGGGUGACAUUUAGGAAGGGAUCAGAGGAAACUCAUGGGGUGAGCCUUGUGCAUCCCUGCGACAGGCAGGCCCUGGGGCAGCACUGGGCUUGACUGUGAACCAGACAAGACGCUGUCGCUGUGCUCAGGGGCUCCAGUGCAGGGAGGACAGACAAAAUAAAUGAUCACAGGUCUGAAAAAGGCCCAGAGAGAAGUGUUGUAGGAACCGUGGGGAUGUACAUAAAAGGAUCAACAUGACUUGGGAGGGUCAUGGAAGUGUCAGCCCAGCCUGAGGGUGUGAGCCAGGCAGAGGAGGAGGAGACCAGGGUCUGGGCAAGGCCCCAGUGGGUUGCUGGCAGCACUUGGUGACUCUGGAACCAGGAGGCUGCAGUGUGAGGGGACAACCUGAGCUGUCUGUUGUAGGGGGAUCUCCAUGUGCCUUCAUCCUCUGGGGAGCUGAGGUAGAGCUGCCACACGGGCAUGACAGUGUCUGAGAAGGACCGCACUUUGGAUUUAAGGGAGAGUGAUUGGGAAUGACAAGAACAGUGGGAGACCAGGGCCCUGUCCCCACAGCAGGACAAGGCCCCAGAGAAGCCAAGCCCAGAACUGAACUCUGGGAAGAACGAGAGGGCCUGGACUUCACUGGGUUGGGGGAAUCAGCACCAGUGACUCUGGACCAGAGCAGCAUGUGGUGGAAGGAGAAGAAGGAGGACAGUGCAGGGAUCUGGUCACCUUGGGAGGUCCAGCCAGGCCCUCAUCUCGCUGUUCCAUCCUCAUGGCUGUGCCUGAGAUGCUGGUGCUGCUGACCAGGUCGGGAAGGAGGAGACAGACAGAUGAAGGAGCAGGGUGUGGAGAGGGCAACAGGGACCUGCUUUGUGCAUGACAAGGCUGAGAGGCUGUGACACACCUGGGGAGUCAGCAGGAAGGUCCUGUCCCUUGUCCUGCAUUCAUCCCCUUUCUAGGAGAUUCUAAGCUUAAAGACCAUCCCGUCAAGAGGACAAGUUGCUCUGCGUUAGGGCAGACCUGCCCUCCCCUGAGCCUGUCCCCGCCCUUGCCCCCUGUGAAUCCCUUGGCUAUCCGUAUGGAUCCAGGAGAGACACCACAGCCUGUGCUUGUCCUGGAUGCCCUCUUAGCUAUGAAACCUCCUUCACUGUGGCCACGUGUCUACUUCUCACGGCCCCCACUUCCCCUUUCAGCAGCUUCCUGCUCCUUUGCUCCACCUGUUCCAUUCAGCUCUCUGUCCUCGUUCUCACUGGGGGUAAAGACAAGAGUUAAAAGCCAGGGUCUUAGAGGGAUUAUGAGGGUUGUUCUGCUCCUGGGUCUGGGUGCAGGGAGCAGGGAGCACAAGAGCAGGGGAGUCACAACCAGAGGGACAUGCAUCCUGGUUGGGGACUCAGCAUAGAUAGGACACUGUUGAAGUGUCUGGGGUCCUAGUGCCCCCUGUGGUCAUAAGUAGAGCCAGGGGUCUCAGGGCUGGACUCUCCUUGGGCACGUGGAAUGGAAGUUUGGAGUAGACACAGCCCCUGUGUCAUCACCACCAAGGCUAGAUAGGGAUGGAUGGCCUCACCUACACCCCCAGGGUUGUCACCCUGAUUACAAGGAAAUGACAGUGUUGCAGAUAGAGGAGGAGGAAGUCCCACCUAGAAGGAAACACCCAACUGAGCUCUGCUCUGUGGGAGAUGAGCCAUGGAGACUAGCAGGCCUGAGAGCGGUGGGGAUGGCCUGAGUCCCCUCUGAGUGACUCUGGAUUGUGAGUCAGUUGGAAUGAGAGCAGCAAAAGGCCCCAGGCCCCAGUGUGUCCACCCCAGCCACUAGCUGCUUUUCCCCUCAGCUCCCUGUGUCCUGACCCCUUGGUGAGCAGUCCCUCAUCAGUACUGGACGAAGGACAGAGAGGUGCAGAGAAAAGCAGAAGUGGGCACAAGGACCUCUGAAAGGAAGUUUGAGGCUGUGCCCGCUGGGCCCAUGCUGUUGCAGGAUACAUCCGUGCUGGAGAAAUGACCCCGUGGGGCAGGACCCAGUGGCUGCCCCCAGUGAUGCUCCUUCUCAGUGUUCCAGGCUGCCUGAUGCUGAUCGGCCCCAGUAUGGUGACGGGUGCAGUGGGGGAAUCUCUGAGUGUGCACUGUCAGUAUGAGGAGAAAUUCAAGGAAAACGACAAAUACUGGUGCAGAGAACAGCUUUUUAAACCAUGUGACAAGAUUGUGGAGACCAGAGGGUUAGAGAGAGAGAAGGCGAAGGGCCGAGUGUCCCUGAGGGACCAUCCUUCCCAGCUCAACUUCACAGUGACCCUGAGGAACCUCACAGUAGAGGAUGAAGGCAUAUACUGGUGUGGGAUUCAUGUAACUUGGGCCAAAGACGGACUGCUUCUGUUCGAUCCCAUCUUCCGGGUGGUGGUAUCUGUGUCCCCAGCCCUCACCACAGCCUCCAGCUCUGAGAGCUCCACAAGGACUCUUGGGCCUCCCACGUCCCUGCCAGCACACACCAGGCCCAGCACAACCGGGCAGGAGACCUCCGAACUCAGGUCCCUACUCAGCAGCAUCCACUUCCUGCUCCUGGUCUUCCUGAAGGUGCCUCUGCUCCUGAGCAUGCUCAGUGCUGUCCUCUGGGUGAACAGGCCUCUGUGGGGCCCUAGGGGGAAGCAGUGUCAGCCAGGCUCUAAGAGCCAGUAGCCCUGGUGCCCAGGAUGCCCUGUCCAAAAGCUCAAGACACUUGGGUGGAAUCAGAACGAGCCUCUCAGUGACAAACCCUGUGUUACCAUCCCAGUCUCUAUUGGAACACUCUCUUUGUUAAUGUCUUAAAAACUUUUUCAUGUACAUGAUCCCCACACAAAAAAAUGAAUAAUAAAUAUGUCCUCUCUGACUACGAGUGCACUUUAGCAAUGAGUACGCAACUUCCAACUAAAAAUACAACAUCGCCAAUACUUUGGAAACCUCAGAAGGUCUUCCUGAUGUGUGUAAUCCUUCCAGGAUGAAGUAUUGCUUUGGGAUCAUUUACUCUUUUCACAGGUGAGGCAGGUCCACAGCUUCCACUUCACCUUUGCUGCCCUAAUAGACCACACAUCACGGGUCUGGCGCCAGUGUGAGGAUUUUGCCAGUUGCUUGGUAUGGCUGAUUUCAGUACCAGGGACCUGAUGGGCUUGUAACCCCAAGGAUCUCUGUGUGUCAUGCUGUUCUGAGGAGUCCUUGGUCAUGGAGCCCCACCCCUGGGUCUUUUCACCCACUCAUUCAGUCAGCAAAUAUUUAUCAAGAGCUCACCAGGUAGCAGGCCCUGAUCUAGGCAUUGUAGUCCAAUAAACAGACAAAGCUCUCUGCUUUCACAGACCUUACAUUCUGCGCGCUGAGAAAACAAUGAACAAACAGGAAAAUCCAUACACACACACAGAGACAGAGAGGCAGAGCAUGAGGUUCCAUGGAGUGAAAUCAACUAAGAUGGGGAGAGGGGGCAGGGACAGGGGUUUGCUCUCAGGUCCCUCUGAUGGGGUGACAUUUAGGCAGUGAUCAGAGAGGAGUCAUGGGGUGAGCCCUGUGCAUCUCUGCAGGAGCAGCACCGCAGGCACAGGGACAGGCAAGUCUACAGAAGUCUCCAGGGAAGUUUCCAGAUGCCCAUCUGGGCUGAUCAGGGAGCAGAUGUCUGCAUGGCCAGGGUCCCCCAUCUCCAGGGAUCACUUUCCUGCCUCCUGGCUAGAAAAGGUCACACUAGCAAUGCGGACCCCAACCCUCUGAUGGUAGGUGAGGCCUGGGGGGUGGUUCAUUCAUCUGCUUCUCCACUCUCCAGGCCUUGCAUGGACUUGUGACAGGCAGGCCCCUGGGCAGCACUGGGCUCGACUGUGAACCAGAUAAGACGCUGUCCCUGUGCUCAGGGGCUCCAAUGCAGAGGGGACAGACAAAAUAAAUGAUCACAGGUCUGAAAAAGACCCAGAGAGAAGUGUUGUAGGAACUCUGAGGAUGUACAUAAAAGGAUCAACAUGAUCGGGGAGGCUCAUGGAACUGUCAGCCCAGCGCCAGGGUGUGAGCCAGGCAAAGGAUGGGGAGACCAGGGUCUGGACAAGGCCGGAGUCAGUCUGAAAUCAGACUGCUGCAGCAUGAGGGGACCACCUGAGCUGGGUGUGGGAGAGGAUCUCGAUGUUCAUUCAUCUGGUGCAAAGGCGGAGGCCCCUGGGAAGUUUAGGCAGGGCUGUUGCAGGGCAGGAUGCUGUCUGAGGGGGACCAGAGCUACAUGUGGUGAAGGGAGUAGGAGGGGACACAGCGUAGAGACCUGGUUACCAUGGGAGGUUCAGCCAGGCUCACAUCUCCCUUGAUCCAUCUUGAUGGCCAUACCUGAGGUGCUGGUGCUGCUGACCAGGGGAAUGGAAACCAAUUGUUGUACCUUGGAUGACCGCUUGCAAGCGGUCCAAGGGGAAAUGGUCGGAUGUGGGGGCAGAGUGUGGAGAGGGCAACAGGGACCUGCUUUGUGCAUGACAAGGCUGAGAGGCUGUGACACACCUGGGGAGACAGCAGGAAGGUCCUGCCCCUUCUCCUCCCUUCGUCCCCUUUCCAGGAGAACCUGAGCCUAAUGUCCAUCCUGUCAUGAGGACAAGCUGCUCUAGGUUAGGACAGGUCUGCCCUGCCCUAGGAAGGCCUGUCCCCACCCUUGCCCCUGAGAAUCCUCUGGUUAUCCCCACGGACCCAGGAGAGAACUCAUAGCGUGUGCUCCUCACAGAUGCCCUCUUAGCUAUGAAACCUUCGCUAUGGCCACUGGGGGUGGAGUCAAGUCUCUGCUUCUCACUGCCCCCACUUCCCCUUUCAGCAGCUUCCUGCCCCUCAGUUCCACUUGCUUCAUUCAGUUCUAUGUCCUC